This is a messenger RNA of Neurospora tetrasperma FGSC 2508, 2231 nucleotides long. RefSeq lists its product as uncharacterized. Bases 341 to 2050 code for a protein of 569 amino acids. Gene Ontology annotation, molecular function: dipeptidyl-peptidase activity; serine-type exopeptidase activity. The record is from RefSeq and is a predicted model, not a curated record. Gene Ontology annotation, biological process: proteolysis. The transcript is spliced from 5 exons. NCBI's taxonomy places the organism in Eukaryota, Fungi, Ascomycota, Sordariomycetes, Sordariales, Sordariaceae.
AAAUAUUGGAGCAGUACCUAAGCAGCAUUCAUUACAGUGGCACAGCGUUGAACAGCGCCGACCUAUCGCCGGGCAUCGGCAUCUACAGUACAGCGGCAUCCACCAUCACAGCCAACCGCCCGCUCCGGCUUACGGCGCAGCUUACCGCGGGUUUUAGCGUUCGUCAUUUGCUCCGCAUCGCGGUCGUUUGUCACGAUCAUUACAUGGCUUUGUAGCUAGACGAAAGGUUCUCUUCAUCUUUCCUCAGCUUUCCCAGUAUUUAUUCCAGGUAAGUGGCCUCUUUUUGUAGGCGUUCCUUUCCUUCGCCCACACUCGUCGUCGUCGUUUUGAAAUCUUCAAAAUGAUGGGACUUGGACGUCUGCUGGCCGCCACGGCCUGCGUUGCGCAACUAGCCUCUGCUUUUGCGCCCCUGACUGUCCGGAACCUUCGCUUGUCGUCAGAGAGCGAUCUUGCGCUGGAGCCGGAGGGUGAUUUCACCAUCCAGGAGAGCACCGACCCCACGCUCCUAUACCCUGCCCGGACCAUCAAGGUUCCCGUUGACCACUUCCACAACGACACCAAGUAUGAGCCGCAUACCAACGAUACUUUCGACCUGCGCUACUGGUUCGACGCGACCUACUACAAGAAGGGAGGUCCCGUCAUUGUUCUAGCUGCCGGUGAGACGAGCGGCGUCGGACGUCUCCAGUUCCUCCAAAAGGGCAUAGUAUACCAGCUCGCCAAGGCGACUGGUGGUGUUGGCGUCAUCCUCGAGCACCGCUACUAUGGCAAGAGUCUGCCUACCUCCGACUUCAGCACGAAGAACCUGCGUUUCCUCACUACUGAUCAAGCGCUGGCCGAUACCGUCUACUUUGCCAAGAACGUCAAGUUCGCCGGUCUUGAGCACCUGGAUCUGACUGCGCCCAACACUCCCUACAUUGCAUACGGAGGUUCGUAUGCUGGCGCCUUCGUCGCCUUCCUGCGCAAGCUGUACCCCGAUGUUUACUGGGGAGCCAUUUCCUCGUCCGGUGUCACUGAGGCCAUCUAUGACUAUUGGCAAUACUACGAAGCCGCGCGGAUCUACGGUCCUAAGGAUUGCGUGACUGCUACCCAAAAGUUGACCCACGUUGUCGACAACAUCAUCCUCAACAAGGCCAAUGCCAAAUACGUGCAGAAGCUCAAGGAUGCAUUCGGUCUCGGCAACCUCACCCACACCGAUGACUUUGCCAACACCAUCAGCUUCGGCAUCGCAGGACUGCAAUCCACCAACUGGGAUCCCGCGUUGAACGACACCUCAUACGGCGAAUACUGCAACAAUGUCAGCUCCAAUGCGCUGCUGUAUCCCGAGACAGCUCGCCUUGAGAAGGACGUCCAGGAGCUCUUGACUGUUGGCGGAUACGGCAAGGAGGUCAAGACGCUUACAAAUCAGUUUUUGAACUACAUAGGCUAUGUCAAUGUCACCUCAGUCCAGUCGUGCGACGGGGAUCAGAAUGCCUGCUUUACCUCCUAUGACAGUGAAUUCUACAAGAAGGACGAUCUUAAGCAGACGUGGCGCUUGUGGCUGUAUCAGGUCUGCGAUCAAUGGGGCUUCCUCCAAACCGGGUCCGGUGUCCCGCACAACCAGCUUCCGCUGAUCUCCCGCGCCAUCGACCUUAAUUACACGUCCAUCGCCUGUCGCGAGGCCUUCAACAUUAACAAGCCUUCGGAUGUCGAGUCCAUCAACAAGUACGGUGGCUUCGGCAUCAGCUACCCGCGCCUGGCCAUCAUUGACGGCGAGAAGGACCCCUGGCGCGCGGCCACCCCGCACGCCAUCGGUCUCAAGGAUCGCAAGAGCACCAUCAGCGAACCCUUUAUCCUGAUCAAGGACGGCGUGCACCAUUGGGACGAGAACGGCGUGUUCCCCAAUGAGACCGCCCCCAACUUCCCCCCUAAGCCGGUGGAGGAGACGCAGAGGGCCAUCAAGAACUUUGUGCAGGCUUGGCUUCAGGACUUUAAGAAGAGCGGGCAUGGACAUGGACAUGGACAUGGAAGUGCCGGCGUCCAUGAUGAGCAGCAGGUUUUAGGGGACUUGUGAAUUUGUGAUGGAAAGGCAUGAUGAGCGGGAUCAUUCACCGAGCGAGCAUGUUUCUUUGGAUACAAAGCAUCUGGAUAGCAUUGAGCGGAAAGGGUCUUGGAUACCGUACACAGGCUCAUGCAUACCUUAUGUAUGUCGAUGUGUACAUGUACUCAAUACACUUCUUUGUAUUUCUUGUUAC